AUGCCAGCAAGUCAUGCCAACAGAUGGCAAAAGGACGAAGAUAUCUUCGUCGCUGCCCUCAGACUCGGGACGAACUUCGACUGGAAACAGAUCGAAGUCGCAUUCCAGAGCAUUUUUGAAGGCUCCACCGCCACCAAGAAGGACCUCGAGUCCCGAUUCAACAAGAAUCUCAAGCCACAGCUCGACAUCCCCAGGGAGCAGCGGACAGUCGCCGAUGCCAUAGAUGAUUACCGUCAUUAUGGCAGAGUGACCUAUCCUGAGGACCAGGUGGUCGUUGACAAGGCUCUCGAGUAUCUCGGGAGCCUAGAUCCAGAAGACCGUCUGUGGUAA
Messenger RNA from Coccidioides posadasii C735 delta SOWgp, 330 nucleotides. RefSeq lists its product as uncharacterized. Lineage: Eukaryota; Fungi; Ascomycota; Eurotiomycetes; Onygenales; Onygenaceae. The record is from RefSeq and is a predicted model, not a curated record.